Messenger RNA from Drosophila obscura, 1712 nucleotides. RefSeq names its product microspherule protein 1-like. Gene Ontology annotation, cellular component: MLL1 complex; NSL complex; Ino80 complex. Gene Ontology annotation, biological process: positive regulation of transcription by RNA polymerase II. The coding region runs from base 142 to 1305 and encodes 387 amino acids. The transcript has 2 exons. NCBI's taxonomy places the organism in Eukaryota, Metazoa, Arthropoda, Insecta, Diptera, Drosophilidae. The record is from RefSeq and is a predicted model, not a curated record. Gene Ontology annotation, molecular function: protein binding; G-quadruplex RNA binding.
UUUCAGCAGAAGCAGAAGGGCAGGUGUCCGAUAAGAAGAAAAGAGCAUAAAACCGAAUUGGAAUUAAAGAGGAAAGAGAAAAAUACGCCCUAGAGUGCUACUCCCAUCAGUCAAUCUCUGAGGUUUUUGUUCUGUCCCCAAAUGUCCCUGUCAAAAUUGAAGCAGCAGGAAAUGGAUUUAUCCAACGGAAACGUGAUGGAGUUGCGUCCAAUAAAGAAAAUUUCAGGAGGCAAGAUCGAUGCAGCCGCCCUCAAGGAGCGCAGCAAAGGCCGCAAAUAUGAGGAGCCAAAGGCCCCAAUGAUCAGCCGCUGGAAGCCCAUUGAUGACCUGUCCCUGUUGACGGCCAUGGAUCGGGUGAAUGACCUCAAGAUUGUGCAUCGUGUCUGCAAAUUCUCGUGCAUGUUCUCGCUGAAGGAGGUGCAUCAGCGGUGGCAGGCGCUCCUCUACUCGCCCAUGGAUUCGCAGACGGCCAUGUCGGCCAUCGAGAAUCUACACCCGGAGACGGCGGCCGCCGUUAGGGCCCAGACGAUACUCAGUCCCGAGGAGGAGAAUAUCAUCAUGACCAUCAAGAGCACGGAAGAGCCCACUCUGGCGCAGUUUCAGGAGCUGCUCGAUCAGAAUGCGGCCAUCUUUUUGCGCGAACGCACCGCCCACUAUCUGCACAUUUACUGGCGGGAUCUCUGCAAGUAUAUGCUGCUGCCCGAUCAGGUGAUUCCGGCGGGCGCAGAGGUGCCCUAUAUGCAGAGCUUCUCCGAGGCCGAGGCGGAUGCUUUCCAUGUCGAUGUCAAUGAGCCCGUCGACGAGGCCCUGGAGGCCGAGCUGGAGCUUCAGAAUCGUCGCAACAAGCGCUACAUUCGUCUGCUGGAGAACGAAAUAUCCCGUAUGUCCGUCCUGGUGGACUGUGGCCGUGGUCCCCGCGAGCUGGACAACAAUACGAUUGCCUGUCUGUGCGGCCAUCGGGUGCGCUUUCUGAUGCAACAUCAGGAGAUUAACUUUGGGCGCGACGGCAAGGAAGGUUCCGACUGGAAGGUGGAUGUGAACCUGGCACUGGAGGGUCCUGCCGAGAAGGUGUCCCGUCUCCAGGGCACCAUUAAGCUGCGCAACGAUGGCAUCAUCUUCAUUGCCAAUGCGGGCAAGCGGGACAUCUUUGUGCAGGGCGAACCCCUGCUGACGGGCCAAAAGACACGGCUCGAGGACAACAUGUUGGUGGAGAUAUGCGGCCUGACCUUCACGUUUAUGAUUAACCCCGACGCCAUCGAUGCCGUCCGCACACAGUGCGCCAAGACAUCGGAACCAUUGAAGUAAUCUGUCAUCGAUACAGAAUCUGAUCUGAAACAGAGAGCCAAGUACGGAAGAGCAGGCUUAAUCGUGCGAGUACCUGUAAUAAUCAUAGAUUUUUAAUUAACGAAAAUACACGAUAUGAAAAUGUUUGCUACGUGAAUAUUCCCUGGAAAAUGUACGAAAAUCGUACGACUAGAGGGGUGCAUAUAGUCGAGUGCCAUAUGUGCUUUGUUCGUUCAGUGCAAAAUCGGCACGAAAAAGCACGAUGAAUAAUUUAUUCGCGCAAGAAACAAACAGACGAUCAGAUGUUCCGUCCAAGCGAAUCGUAAAUCGUAAUCGCAAGCCGGACCCGCUUUUGGAAUGCAUUGGAAUGCAUUGUUGAAGUUGAAUAAAAAUAUGAUCUAACAAAAAUUACCUAUAAUAUGUCGUGU